GCACUCCACCCUCAGUGAUGCUCUUCACCCAUGGGCACUGAAUCUGGACAUAUUGGCGCCAUUUUGGAGCUAGGAGGGGGAAGAGAGCUGCAGAGGAGGACACGAUUGAUCACAAUUCACCCUAACAGGAAGUGAAGAGCUAAAGAGGAUGGCUCACUCUAAAGCUCGAGUCACAGAUGGGAAGGUGACCUACCCCCCGGGGGUCAAGGAAAUCUCUGACAAAAUCUCUAAAGAGGAAAUGGUCCGCAGGCUCAAGAUGGUCGUGAAGACCUUCAUGGACAUGGACCAGGACUCUGAAGAAGAGAAGGAGCUGUACCUGAACCUGGCUCUCCACCUGGCCUCAGACUUCUUCCUCAAACACCCCGACAAGGACGUGCGUCUGCUGGUGGCCUGCUGCCUCGCCGACAUAUUCAGGAUUUACGCUCCAGAGGCCCCGUACACUUCUCCGGAUAAGCUCAAGGACAUUUUCAUGUUCAUCACAAGGCAGCUCAAAGGACUGGAGGAUACUAAAAGCGCUCAGUUCAACAGAUACUUCUACCUGCUUGAGAACAUCGCCUGGGUGAAGUCCUACAACAUUUGCUUUGAGCUUGAAGACAGCAAUGAGAUCUUCACCCAGCUUUACAGAACCCUGUUCCAGGUCAUCAACAACGGCCACAACCAGAAGGUGCACAUGCAUAUGGUGGACCUGAUGAGCUCCAUCAUCUGCGAGGGAGACACCGUGUCCCAGGAGCUGCUGGACACCGUGCUGGUGAACUUGGUGCCGGCUCAUAAGAAUCUGAACAAACAAGCAUACGACCUGGCUAAAGCUCUGCUGAAGAGGACCGCCCAGGCUAUCGAGCCCUACAUCACCAACUUCUUCAACCAGGUGCUGAUGCUGGGAAAGACGUCAGUCAGUGAUCUGUCUGAACACGUUUUCGACCUCAUCCUAGAGCUUUACAACAUAGACAGCCACCUGCUGCUCUCAGUGCUGCCGCAGCUGGAGUUUAAGCUAAAGAGUAAUGAUAAUGACGAGAGGCUGCAGGUGGUGAAGCUGCUGGCUAAGAUGUUCGGAGCCAAGGACUCUGAGUUGGCUGCGCAGAACAAACCUCUCUGGCAGUGUUACCUGGGCAGGUUCAAUGACAUCCACGUGCCUAUCAGACUGGAGUGUGUGAAGUUCGCCAGUCACUGUCUAAUGAACCACCCGGACCUGGCGAAAGACCUCACAGAAUUCUUGAGGGUCAGAUCACAUGACCCAGAGGAGGCCAUCCGCCAUGAUGUCAUCGUCUCUAUCGUAACAGCUGCCAAGAAAGACUUGUCUCUAGUCAACGAUGCGUUACUGAACUUUGUGAAGGAGAGGACCUUGGACAAAAGAUGGCGUGUUCGUAAGGAGGCCAUGAUGGGGCUGGCGUCGAUCUACAGGAAGUACUCACUGCAGGGAGAGGGAGGCAGGGAGGCCUCCAAACAGAUUUCCUGGAUCAAAGACAAGCUGCUCCACAUCUACUACCAGAACAGCAUCGACGACAGGUUGUUGGUGGAGCGAGUCUUUGCUCAGUACAUGGUUCCUCACAACCUGGAGACCUCAGAGAGGAUGAAGUGUCUGUACUACCUGUACGCCACCCUGGACACAAACGCUGUCAAAGCUCUGAAUGAGAUGUGGAAGUGCCAGAAUCUGCUGAGACACAACGUCAAAGACCUGCUGGACUUGGUCAAAAAACCCAAGUCUGAAGCAUCAAGCAAGGCUGUGUUCGCCAAAGUCAUGGUGAUCACAAGGAACCUUCCGGACCCGGGGAAAGCUCAGGACUUUGUGAAGAAGCUGGCUCAGGUCCUGGAAGAUGACGAGCGGAUCAGAGAUCAGUUGGAAACCCUGGUCAGCCCCUCGUGCUCCUGCAAGCAGGCUGAAGUCUGUGUGCGAGACAUCACGAAGAAGCUCGGCAGCCCCAAACAGCCCAGCAAUCCAUUCCUGGAGAUGGUUAAAUUCCUGCUGGAGAGAAUCGCUCCUGUUCACAUCGACACAGAGUCCAUCAGCGCGUUGAUAAAGCAGGUGAACAAAUCUAUAGAUGGAACAGCUGAUGAUGAGGAGGAGGGCGUCCCCACGGAGGAGGCCAUCAGAGCCGGACUGGAGCUGCUGAAGGUGCUGUCGUUCACACACCCGGUGUCGUUCCACUCUGCGGAGACGUUCGAGUCCUUGUUGGGUUGCCUGAAGAUGGAUGAUGAGAAGGUUGCAGAGGCUGCACUGCAGAUCUUUAAGAACACAGGCAGCAAGAUGGAAGAGAGUUUCCCUCACAUCAAAUCUGUUCUCCUGCCGGUACUGCAGGCUAAAGCAAAGAGAGGCCCCCCACGCCAGGCCAAGUAUGCCAUCCACUGCAUCAACGCCAUGUUCACCAACAGAGACACACACUUUGCCCAAAUCUUUGAGCCUCUACACAAAGGCCUGGACCCUGCUAACCUGGAGCAGCUCAUCACUCCUCUGACCACCCUGGGUCACCUGGCUCAGCUGGCCCCAGAACAGUUUGCUGCACCGCUCAAAUCUCUAGUCGCCAACUUCAUCGUGAAGGACCUGCUGAUGAACGACAGGACCCCGGGCAAGAAGACGACUAAACUUUGGGUUCCUGAUGAGGAAGUGUCUGCAGAGACGAUGGCUAAGAUCCAGGGCAUCAAGCUGAUGGUGAGGUGGUUACUAGGAGUGAAGAACAACCAGAGCAAAUCAGGCAACUCCACCCUGAGGAUGCUGACUGCCAUUCUCCACAGUGAUGGAGACCUCACCGAGCAGGGCAGGAUGGGUAAACCUGACAUGUCGAGGCUGCGGCUGGCAGCAGCGUGCGCCCUGCUGAAGCUGGCGCAGGAGCCUUGCUAUCAUGAAAUCAUCACACUGGAGCAGUAUCAGCUGUGUGCUCUUGUCAUCAAUGAUGAGUGCUACCAGGUGCGACAGUGUUUCUCCCAGAAGCUCCACCGAGGCCUGUGUCGUCUCCGUCUGCCUCUGGAAUACAUGGCAGUGUUCGCUUUGUGUGCCAAGGACCCGGUGAAGGAGAGGAGGGCUCACGCUCGGCAGUGCCUGGUGAAGAACGUCAACAUACGCCGAGAGUACCUCAAGCAGCACGCGGCCAUCAGCGACAAGCUGUUCUCUCUUCUGCCGGAGUACGUGGUGCCCUACGCCAUCCACCUGCUGGCCCACGACCCAGACUACGUCAAAGUGCAGGACAUCGAGCAGCUCAAAGAAAUCAAAGAGGCUUUGUGGUUCGUCCUCGAGAUCAUCAUGGCCAAGAACGAGAACAACAGCCACGCCUUCAUCAGGAAAAUGGUAGAAAACAUCAAACAAACAAAAGAUGCUCAGACCCCCACCGACACCAAAACCAACGAGAAACUUUACACAGUCUGUGACGUAGCCAUGAACAUCAUCAUGUCGAAGAGCACCACCUACAGCCUGGAGUCGCCUAAAGACCCAACGCUGCCCUCAAGGUUCUUCACCAAACCAGACAAGAAUUUCAGCAACACAAAAAACUAUCUCCCUCCAGAAAUGAAGGCGUUCUUCACACCAGGAAAGCCAAAGGCGGCUAACGUUUUGGGAGCAGUAAACAAGCCGCUGUCGACGGCAGGGAAACAGCUUCAGAGUAAAGCUUCUCGUAUGGAGACCGCCAGCAUCGAGGACUCCAAUUCUAACCCAGGGUCUCCACAACGCGGCAAGACCAGGCAUGACAGCACAGAAAUGGAUCGUAGUGAAAAUGAGGACUUCACCCUGAAGAGAUCAGACAGCACUGACAAGGACAUUGAAAAGCCUCGAGGUCGCAAACGAGGCGUGGCAUCCAGCGACGACCAGGACAGCAAGCCAAAGCGAGGACGCAAGAAGGCCCCCGCCAACACGGCUGCAGCGGCCGAGUCUGAAGACCAGUGGGACGAGGACAACCGGCCCGAGGACGAACAGAACAGCCCGCCCAAAAAGGGACGCAGAGGUCGGCCCCCAAAGGCCGCCACGCCCAGUCAGGACACACCCGCCAAGGGGAAGAGGGGGAGAAAGAAGGCAGCUCCUCCACCAGAGGAUGAGGAGGAGGAGGAAGAAGAGGAGAAGGUAGAGGAGGAAGCAGAAGAGGAGGAGGACGAGGAGGACAAGAGCAGUGAAAAUCUGGAGUUGAAGCCCAAGGGAGGAAGGCAGACGAGGACGCCGCGACGAUCACAAGCCAGCUUGGACUCGGCAGAGACGACACCGCAGAAAAGGAGAGGACGUCCCCCAAAGUCCGCUCAGCCGCCUGCCAAGAAACCAGCGACUGGUGGGCGAUCGAAGGCAGCCGCUGCUAAAGACGAUUCUGAGGAGGAAGAAGAAGAAGAGGAGGAAGAGCAGGAGGACGAGCCGACACCGAAGGGGAGGAAGAAGGCAGCAGGGCGGAGGAGAUGAACAGAAAGUCGAAGGAGGGCAAACUAAAAACAACAUCCUCUCGAAAGUUGUGGAGGAAUGAUGUGGGAAAAGAAAAUAUGGACAUUGAACUUUUUAAACUUUUCAUAUGCCGAUGCUCCUACUGUUACACAAAUUCACAUACUUGCAUAUACCACAUGCACACUACAUCAGUACAUCGGUAUCAUCAGCUGUGGGUUGUUGCAUUGUGAUGAUGUUCGCCACAUUAGGUAGAAAUAAUUUUAACAGAAAAACAAAAAAAGAUGGCUCCUGUAAAUAGUCUCUUCUGUCUGUUUCAUGUUCUGUUGUUGUGUUUGAUGCUGACUGGGGGGAUGCUGUGAAGCCUUUACCCGCUGAUACUAUUAUUAUUAUUAUUAUUAAAGUGCUCCCUUAAAGCAAUAUUGCUAAUGAAUCAUUCCCUCUGUGUCACACUUUUAAAAACUGAAAGAGAGUAACCAUUUUCUUUUUUUUUGUGACCUUAAUUGUGUCAUUUUCAUUUUUUGUUUACAGUUCUGUAUAUUAAAACCUUUUUUUUACCAUGUAUUGAGAAGUUGAAAAGUGUCCCUGUUCAAAUGUAGAGUUGCCUCUGAAGAAGAUUGUAGUGUGCGUCUCAUUUUUAGGUUUGUACUUGCUGGUAUUUGAAAAGUGAGCCGCCUUGGUUUUAGUGUUCGUCACCGCUGAUUAACUUGGCCUCACAUCCACCCAGUCAGAUCCUCUGUUGUAUCAAUAUAAUUCUCUAUAAAACCUGA
Molecule: messenger RNA, 5112 nt
Organism: Notolabrus celidotus (New Zealand spotty)
Lineage: Eukaryota; Metazoa; Chordata; Actinopteri; Labriformes; Labridae
Gene: pds5b
Product: PDS5 cohesin associated factor B
Exons: 35
Coding region: 149-4366 (1405 amino acids)
Biological process (GO): DNA repair; mitotic sister chromatid cohesion
Cellular component (GO): nucleus; chromatin
Molecular function (GO): DNA binding
Source: RefSeq, a predicted model, not a curated record